Messenger RNA from Sarcophilus harrisii (Tasmanian devil), 4406 nucleotides. It is a transcript of the gene COL23A1, whose product is annotated as collagen type XXIII alpha 1 chain. The transcript is spliced from 29 exons. Lineage: Eukaryota; Metazoa; Chordata; Mammalia; Dasyuromorphia; Dasyuridae. The coding region runs from base 612 to 2243 and encodes 543 amino acids. The record is from RefSeq and is a predicted model, not a curated record.
AUCACCGAAGCUCAGGGCAGUCAGUUCCCAGCCUUUUCUUUCAACUCUGAAGCCCGAGAGAAGGCGACGAGCCCUUACGCUCUUAGCUUUCAGAUCCAGGCACCCCAUUCUUUGGCGAGCAGUGGGGAGAGAGACAUAAGGGUGGGGAGCAGAGGGUAGUAAAGAGGGGAGCGCGUUCUGAGCCAACCCAGCCUUCCCGCAACGGCCCGGCCCCGGCCGCCCCUCCCCUGGGUGGUUCCGGGCUCCUUUUCGGGCAGGGUUUAUUUGCAUAGAGGAAACUGCCGAAAGUGGCCGCUGAGUAGUUGGGUAGGAGGGCGUAGCGAAUCCCCUUGUAAAGCCCAGUGGCUCUUCACCCUGAUAGCGGAUGGGUCCCUGCUCUGUCCUGGGCUCCCGGAGGUCUGGGCAGUGAUCGCAGAAAGCUUCAGCACUUGGGGAACGCUCCAGGGCGAACCCUCAACCCCCAAUACCAUUCCCACCGCCUAGGGCGUCCCCUCAGCGAGCCCCACCGGAGCAGAGCCAACACAAAGUAACGCUGCCCCGCGCCCUCCCGCUGCCCGUCCGCUGCCCUUUUGCCAGCUCCUGAGUGCCGUCUCCCGGGUCCCCCCAGCUCGAUGGGCGCGUGGGAGCCGGGGUCCCGGAGAGCUAGCCCCGCGGGGGCUCCCGCGUGUCCCGCGUGGGGCGGCGGCGCGGCGGCGCUGGUGCUGAGCGCGCUCUGCCUGCUGCUGUCCCUGGGCUCGGUGGCCGCCUGCCUGCUACUGAGCGCCCAGGCGUCCGAGCUGCAGGGCAGGGUGUCCGCGCUCGAAGAGGAGCAGCAGCGGCAGCAGCAUGUAGGUUGGGGGCCCCCCGAGGCAUCCGGCGCCCUCAUCUCCUGGGCCGAGCCCUACCUGGAGAGGCUCCUGAAGGAGAAGUUGGAAGGACUAGCCAAGCAACGGAAAGCUCGAGAAGUUUUAACUGAGUGUCUCUGUCCCCCAGGACCCCCAGGGAGGCGUGGAAAACCUGGAAGAAGAGGAGAUACCGGGCCUGCAGGGCAAGCAGGACGAGACGGUUAUCCGGGGCCACUGGGUUUGGAUGGCAAGCCGGGAUUGCCGGGUCCCAAAGGUGAAAAGGGAGAACCAGGUGACUUCGGCCCACGGGGAGAUCGAGGUCAAGAUGGAGCUGCUGGUCCCCCUGGGCCCCCAGGUCCCCCGGGAGCCAGAGGGCCCCCUGGAGACACAGGAAAGGAUGGUCCUCGAGGUCCCCAAGGGCUGGAUGGUCUAAAAGGAGAGCCAGGACCAGGAGGUGUGAUGGGCCCAAAAGGACCACCAGGGCUCAAGGGCGAACCUGGUAUGCCAGGAAGAAAGGGAGAUGAUGGCUUACCAGGACAACCGGGACUCCAGGGAUCUGUUGGGCCAAAGGGAGAAGAAGGAAGCCCAGGGCCUCAGGGAAAGAAUGGAACUGAUGGAUCACCAGGAACCAAGGGGGAGCCUGGUGAGAGAGGAUCUGACGGCUUCCUUGGACCCAGGGGUCCACCUGGCCUGAAAGGUGAGCAAGGAGACACAGUGGUGAUUGACUAUGAUGGCAGAAUUCUGGAUGCUCUCAAGGGUCCUCCAGGACCUCAAGGCCCACCUGGUCCUCCAGGAAACCCUGGAGCAAAGGGAGAGCUCGGAUUGCCCGGUCCUCCUGGCGUUGAUGGAGAAAAGGGGCCAAAGGGCUCUAAAGGAGACCAGGGACAGCCGGGACUGAUGGGACCGAAAGGAGAAAUUGGAGAAAUGGGCUUGUCUGGCCCCCCGGGUGUUGAUGGCCCCAAAGGUGAGAAGGGAGAAUCAGGAUCUGCAAGUCUUCAGGAGAGCCUGGCCCAGAUUCUGGCAGAACCGGGGCCACCUGGCUUACCUGGCCCUCCAGGUCCGAUGGGUCUUCAGGGGAUCCAAGGUCCCAAGGGAUUGGAUGGUGCAAAGGGGGAGAAGGGUGCUACCGGAGAGAAAGGCUCCAAUGGGCUGCUCGGACCAGCUGGCCCACCUGGCCUAAUCGGAUUACCUGGAACAAAAGGAGAAAAGGGCAGACCUGGUGAGCCAGGAUUGGAUGGCUUCCCAGGACCCCGAGGAGAGAAGGGAGAGAGGAGCAAGCAAGGAGAGAAGGGGGAUCGAGGGGUUCCUGGCAGAAAAGGAGCGAAGGGGCAGAAGGGAGAGCCUGGGCCCCCUGGAUUGGAUCAGCCGUGUCCAGUGGGAGCUGAUGGACUACCUGUGCCAGGCUGCUGGCACAAGUGAUCCCUGCUCUUCCCACCUGAAGCUUGUACAUAUUCAUGUGAUAUACUUUGCUCUCCUUAUUUUUUGUAAAAAACAAAAAACAAAACAAACAAACAGUAAUAUAUUGAUUUUUAUUUUUUUGCUGGAUGUUGCCAUUUAUGGAUUAAAAGAAUUUUUUUAAGUUUCCAGAAUGGCUGAGAAGUGACUUUCAUACUCUUGGCUCAGAGUGGCCUGAGCUUGGACUGGCAUGGAAUCUCAGCCUCUUCCUCAGUUAAAGGACUCCAGCUAAGGAGAAGCAAUGGACCUUUGGGCUAUCUUUGUGGAAGGAAAGACUCUUGGGAACUAUAACCCGCUUCUCCAUAAAGCAAAGGAAAGCAAUUCAAAUAUGGGGGUCAGAAGUACUCGAGCUGGGAGACCACAGAAACGGCUGGGUUUGGGCACAUUUGUUCACCUUCCAUUGGAAAAAAAGAAGAAGAAAAUAAGACUUCUAACUAUUCCUCCCCAAAUCCAACCCAUGGCUUCAUCCUUUGUGUGCCUUCGCCCCAAAGCCGAAUGCAGAGAAUAUGGCACCAGAGACAUCCACAUCUUUUAAGAUGGCUCCUGGAGAUGCUGGGAUUGUGUCAGAGGGGAAUAAUCGGCAAGCACUCAACCUUGGGGCUGCUCUUUCUGAUCCUACCUUUCCUGAAGUGCUGGGAGACAACAAGCCCCUCCAUUCUCUGGGUGCCCUUGUUGCCUUCUUCUUCCACUCCCCACUCCUCCGAGUCGCAUCCUCCCCAGCUCCCCUGUGUUGUUAUGGCUUCCCCAGAACCCUCCAUCCCAGCCUGCCUGGGAAAGCUUGACAUGCUGGCUUAAGACUGAAGUUUGCUGACCAUUGUUCCCCCUGCCUUCCUUCAGUGGCCAAGCUUGGGCCCCAGACCUUGUCCAUUCUCCCUUCUCUGCAGGGAGUUCUGGCGCAAAGCCAUCCAUCAAUCACCAAACUUUUAUUAACUUCCUUUUCAGUGCCAUCCACUGUGUUGGGUGCUGGGGUCUGCCCCCAAGAUUUAUUUCAUCCACCCAUGUGAAGAGCCUGGCAGAUGCCUGGAACCUUCCCCAUCCUCUCACAAUUCCAGCUUGAAUUGGGGUCAGAGUGCAUUUCCAUUUUCGGGGCACGCUAGACAUCAGGAGUGCAAGCAGGGAAUGAGGCGGGAACUAACUCUUGUAAGGAAAACGCAAAUGCAUGCUCUAUUGUGUGUACUAUACAGAGGUUUCUUUACUUAGGACCACUGAAAAUCCAGUGGCUCAUGGCUGCAGGUGAGAAUCCCAUGCUCCUUUGCAGACGUUGUUUGAGUUUGGGGUGCAAUUUGAUGUACAUCAGGGUUCUAUGAACCACCAUAGUCCCCUAGUUGCUGAUCUAAGCAUUCUCAGAAGACUAAGGAGAACUUGAAAGGUUUUCAUGGAUGCGACUAUUGCUGACCCCCUGUGACCGAGUCAUUCUGGCCCAGCCUUUUGGGGUACUCUGAGCUCAAAUCACUCGCUGCAAAGCCCAGUGCACAGGGGACAUCCAAAAGAAUAUACACACAACGCAGAAGCACAUAAACACAAGCAUAAGGUGGCACAGGUAGUCAAGCUCCUCGGAGCUUCCAAUUCUAUCGCAGUGAUACUUUCCCAGCCUCUAUUGCUCCUCCUCUUGGCAACAAUCUCAGCUAAGGGUGAGGAUUAAAAAACAAACCAAAAGAAAACAGACACCAAAAACCCAACCCAUCAUUACAGGGGCCUAGGCUUCCCUGCUUUCACAAGUUGGCUGGAGUGGGUCUCACAACAGGAAUGAAGUUGAUACCUUUCUAAAGGCUCUUGCCAUUAGCAACUGCUUCCCUUCCCUGAAAGGUCAGUUGCCUUGGCUCCCCGAUUAUACUACCAUGUUCUUCCAGCCUGAAGUCCUGGCCUUUAUGUCCGUCCCUCAGGACCAUGAAUCUGUACUGGUGAAGCGUUUCUCCUGAUGACACUUACGGUUUUUCAGAACUAAAAGAAUAGAUUCUUCAACCAAAAUUAGAAGGGACUUGAGUCAUGGAGGAUUUUUAUUUAGACGAGGAAAAUAAGGCGUCCCUCAUCUAACAAAAGUACACAGCUACUGGCUUCAUUUACUACUAAUUGUUUUCCUUUUCUUUUGUAAAUUAAAGUCUAAGGAUGUAAUAAACUAUAAUGGUA